GGGGCCGGUGCAGACGGGUGGGAGCUGCCGGUGGCCGAGGUGUGGGGCCGGGCCUGCAGGGCCUGACGCUGCUACUAGCGUUUUGCAACAGCUUUAGACUUCCUUUUGUUGAUGCUUGUUAGCCUGAGUGACAGGAUGCUGUCCACUCCGUUCGACAACUUCGCAUAUAACUUGUGAUUUACUCCAGUACAGGGGUAGCACGUGGAUCCAGACAGUAACCAUUCUACUGAGGUCUGGCAAUUAUUUCUAAUUUGAAGAAAAAGUGAAAUUGUUGCAGAACUACAGUAAAUUAGAAGAAAUGCCAAACUGUGAUAUGUGAAGUGACCACCUUAAAUAGAGGAGUUAGUGCAGGAGUUGGCACCACUGUGCUCAUGGAGUUGCAAAAUUCAGAUUGAGGAACUAAUACAGUAAUUCUUUCAAGUUCUCCUUUUCAAGCCUGGCUCGUACAUCUGGUUCAAAAUGAGUACAAUGUUGGAAACCCCUGAGCUGCCGGCAGUGUUUGAUGGGGUGAAGCUAGCUGCAGUUGCUGCUGUUCUUUAUGUUAUUGUUCGCUGCUUGAAUUUAAAAAGCCCAACUGCCCCCCCUGAACUCAUUUACCAGGACUCUGCUUUGGCCCGCUUUCUACUUAAAUCCUGCCCGCUUCUGACCAAAGAGUACAUUCCACCCCUGAUCUGGGGGAAGAGUGGACAUAUCCAGACUGCCCUUUAUGGAAAAAUGGGGAGAGUGAGAUCGCCACAUCCGUACGGACUUCGCAAGUACCUCACGAUGCCAGAUGGAGCAACAGCCACCUUUGAUCUCUUCGAGCCGCGGUCCGAGCACUGCAUCGGAGAGGAUGUCACGAUGGUAAUCUGCCCUGGGAUUGCUAACCACAGUGAAAAGCAGUAUAUCCGCACUUUUGUUGACUAUGCGCAGAAAAAUGGGUACAGGUGUGCUGUGCUGAAUCACUUGGGAGCCUUACCAAAUAUUGAGCUCACUUCUCCACGAAUGUUCACGUACGGUUGCACCUGGGAAUUCGGUGCCAUGGUUAAUUACAUCAAGAAGACCUACCCUCAGACCCAACUGGUUGUCGUGGGCUUCAGCCUGGGUGGAAAUAUUGUGUGCAAAUACUUGGGAGAGAACCAGGCCAACCAGGAGCGUGUCCUGUGCUGCGUGAGCGUGUGCCAGGGGUACAGUGCACUGAGGGCACAGGAAACCUUCAUGCAGUGGGAUCAUUGUAGAAGAUUUUAUAACUUCCUCAUGGCAGACAACAUGAAGAAGAUCAUCCUUUCUCACAGGCAAGUUCUUUUUGGAGAUAACAUGAAGAAGCCACAAAACCUGUCAGAUGCUGACCUGAGCAAACUCUAUACAGCAACGUCCCUUAUGCAGAUUGAUGAUAAUGUUAUGAGGAAGUUCCAUGGCUAUAAUUCCCUGAAGGAAUACUAUGAAGAAGAAAGCUGCCUGCAUUACUUGCACAGGAUCUAUGUUCCUCUUCUCCUGGUUAAUGCUGCUGAUGACCCUCUUGUGCAUGAGAGUCUUCUGUCAAUUCCAAGAGCUCUUUCAGAGAAGAGGGAAAAUGUCAUGCAUGUGCUGCCGCUUCAUGGAGGCCACCUGGGAUUUUUUGAGGGGUCUGUACUAUUCCCAGAACCUCUUACCUGGAUGGAUAAGCUGGUGGUACAGUACGCCAACGCCAUCUGCCAGUGGGAGAAGACAAAGUCUCAGUGCUCGGACACAGAGCAGGCUGUAUCUGGCCAGGAGUAAUUGACCCAAAGACUCUGGAUCAUUUCAAUAUAUCUCCCCCUUUGGGAACAUCUUGUUCUCUCACCUGCUGCUUCAGGUUUCCAUUCUCCUUGAUAUUCUAUGGCUGGGUUUUGAUCACAAUAUCUUCUUCCAAAGUUGGAAUUAAAGCAGAGGUUAAUAUCUGGUUGGAGCAA
Calidris pugnax (ruff) is the source of this 1910-nucleotide messenger RNA. It is a transcript of the gene ABHD2, whose product is annotated as abhydrolase domain containing 2. The record is from RefSeq and is a predicted model, not a curated record. The transcript has 13 exons. Gene Ontology annotation, molecular function: acetylesterase activity; monoacylglycerol lipase activity. Bases 460 to 1737 code for a protein of 425 amino acids. NCBI's taxonomy places the organism in Eukaryota, Metazoa, Chordata, Aves, Charadriiformes, Scolopacidae. Gene Ontology annotation, cellular component: sperm plasma membrane; sperm flagellum. Gene Ontology annotation, biological process: sperm capacitation; medium-chain fatty acid catabolic process; steroid hormone receptor signaling pathway.